Messenger RNA from Camellia sinensis, 539 nucleotides. The record is from RefSeq and is a predicted model, not a curated record. Lineage: Eukaryota; Viridiplantae; Streptophyta; Magnoliopsida; Ericales; Theaceae.
AUGGGUCAUCGGAAUGCCUUUCCGACCGUCCCUUCAUGGCUCAUCGUAUUUGUUAACGCUAAUGAAUGUGCCACGUAUUAUAAUGUGAAAUAUAUGAACUUUGAAUACGAAUAUGACUACGUAUAUGAAUCUAUUUCUGUUUUGACAUCUGAUCACGUACAAGACUCUGUUUCUCACCUCUCUCUAGGGCUGGAUCGCUCCAUUGCAGCCUUAUCUCUUCUUGAUUCCUUGAUUUCCCAGCGACUUUCCGGUAGCGAUUUCGAUCAGCUAUUGCGUCUGGGCGUGAACCUGAAGAAGUUCCCUACAUCAACAGUACCUGCCACAUUUGCCAUUUUGUUCCAUGUUGGCAUUGGGGCAGUUCUCUCACUCUAUCUGCUUUCUUGGUUAAAGUUGGAUUUAUUCACAACGUUGAAAGCGCUUGGUUUCUUGGGGAUCUUCUUGAUGUUUGUUGGACACAAGAUCCUUUCUCACCUUGCCUCAACAUCAGCCAAGUUGAAAUCUGCCUGAGGAAAUGAGAGUUUGUGCUUGCAAAGACAACA